Molecule: messenger RNA, 983 nt
Organism: Drosophila bipectinata
Lineage: Eukaryota; Metazoa; Arthropoda; Insecta; Diptera; Drosophilidae
Product: E3 ubiquitin-protein ligase RNF128
Biological process (GO): protein ubiquitination
Molecular function (GO): ubiquitin protein ligase activity
Source: RefSeq, a predicted model, not a curated record
GAGUGAGCAGAAGCGGAGGCGGAGGUGGACGGCGCUUAUCAGCCAAUACACAAGGCUCGUUCCGGCGAGCUGCAUUCAGUUCACUGCCACCGGCUGAGCUGCAACGAGAGUUCGGAUCGAAAUAAAUUAGAACAAAAAAAUAAAAGUCUAUAUAUAGUAGAAUAAAAUUAAAAAUUAAAAUCAAAACAAAGUAUGAGUUCAAGCAACGUGUUUUGUACGAUUUGUUCGGAACGCUAUCGUCAUACGGAUAACAUUCUUGCCGGUAGCUGUGGACAUGCCUUCCAUGAGGUGUGCCUGGACCGCUGGCGUGAGCAAUCAACGACAUGCCCUAUUUGCCGAUGCGAAGAUGCUGUUUACAUACAGCUUUAUCUGAAUUUUGAAGAUUCCGGCGAGCCGGUCCCCAAUGGACGUGCCCAUCGGGGAGAUGCAAGUGGGGAGAAUCAGAGACAAGGUCACAGUGCCGCCACCAGUAGCAGUAGCUCCAGCAGCAGUAGCUCCAGCAGCAGCAGCAACACCAACGGACACAGUAACAACAACAACAACGACAGCAACACUGACCACACUAAUGGAGAUUUGCGGGGAAUUAUGCGAGAAUACGAGAAUAUGCUCUACGAAACUGGAGUCUAUCAGGAGGAGAUUGAAUAUCUGAAUGCUCAAAUCGGAGCUUUAACUCUUAUAAAUUCUCAACUCAAGGUUGUAUUGAAUGGUUCCGAUUCGGACUAAUUUUUGUUUCCUCAUGGAGUGAUUUUAGCAAAAGUAGUUUUAAGAUAAGAUUUUGUCUGAAAAAUCGUAUCAUCCUAUAGAGUAGUAAUCGGGUUUUUCUGAUAAGGUACUUAAUAGUUAUCCGGCCUCUUAUCGCUCUGCAAUUUUUGGCUAAACAAGACGCAAAAAUUCAAGAUAAGAGAAACAAUAAGAGAAGAGAUGCAGACAAUAAAGACCAAUAACAAUAAAUCAAUAUAGAGACGAUAAGAAUAUAGAAGAUA